Molecule: messenger RNA, 993 nt
Organism: Acanthosepion pharaonis
Lineage: Eukaryota; Metazoa; Mollusca; Cephalopoda; Sepiida; Sepiidae
Source: the annotation of a GenBank genome assembly
AUGCCUGUUUCCAUCUAUCACAUACGCUAUUCAUUAUCUAUCUAUCUAUCUAUCUAUCUAUCUAUCUAUCUAUCUAUCUAUCUAUCUAUCUUAUUUUUCAUUUCUAAAUGCUUCUUCUUAUUUAAUAACGUCUGCUUCUAUCCUUUUUUUUUCUCAUGCCAUCGUCUUUUUUUUCCAAUUCAUUGUUUGGUUGUUUCUUUUUUUAUCCUCUUCCUUUUCUCUUUGAUUUUUUCUUGUUUUAUUAUAUGUGCCUCUUCUUUCUUUCUUUCUUUCUUUAUUUAUUUAUUUAUUUAUUUCUCGCUUUCUUUCUUUCUUUUGAAUUACUCCUUUCAUUGUUAUUGCACUAAAUUUCAUAUCUCUUUCUUUCUUUUCCCCUCUUUACUACCAUUUAGUAUAGACUUUCUUUUAUCCACUCUUUCUUUCUUUCUUUCUUUCUUUCUUUCUUUCUUUCUUUCUUUCUUUCUUUCUUUCUUUCUUUCUUAUACUGACAUCAGUUUCUCCGCUUUUUAUCUUUCUUUCUUUUUUCUUAUAUAUAUGUAUUUUAAUCAACUCUUUCUAAUGUCUCCUUUUUUUCCGUCUUCUCUUAUAUUGUCUGCAUUCAUUCAUUUGUUCUUUCUUUCUAUCUUCUUUCUUUCUUUCUUUCUUUCUUUCUUUCUUUCUUUCUUUCUUGUUUUCGUUUCUUUUAGGCUUACGACCAUAUCACUAAUCACGUUUUUUCUUUAUUACUUUUUUAUAUUUCUUUCUUUCUUUCUUUCUUUCUUUCUUUCUUUCUUUCUUUCUAAUGUGUUCUUUUUCCCGUUCCGUCUACUCUUAUAUUGUCUGCAUUCAUUCAUUUGUUCUUUCUUUCUUUCUUUCUUUCUUUCUUUCUUUCUAAUGUGUUCUUUUUUCCUUUCCGUCUUCUCUUAUAUUGUCUGCAUUCAUUCAUUUGUUCUUUCUUUUCUUUCUUCUUUCUUCUUUCUUUCUUUCUUUCUUUCUUUUUUCUUUCAUUCAUAA